AUGGAGGAAGUAGCGGCAGCAAGCAGGGGCGUCGUGGGGGAUGGUGCGGUGGCGAUGAGGGCUGAUGCGGCUGCCGAUGAAGCAAGUAUAGCGGUGGCGAGGGCACAUGAGGCGGCUGCCGAUGGAGCAAGUACAGCGGUGGCGGGGGCACAUGAGGCGGCGGGCGAUGGAGCAGGUGCAGCGGCAGGGGGGGCGCAUAAGGUGCUACGACUGGCGAAGGAGGUGGUCGCUGAUCGCGAACCAGCUGCCGACGCGCCCGUGUCGCCGGACCAGCAGCACCACCAGCUAGCUCAACUAGCUGGAGCGACUCCCUCGCCGACGAUGCCACCGGCGCGGCGCUCGCCGGGCGGGCACACUGACGCGCCACAGGCUGCUCUCGAUCGGCCAGUACCAGGAGGGGCCGGCAUUGGGGGAGGCCGCGCGUUCGGUGACGUCGACGGUGCAUCCGGCGCCGCCGUCGUCGGUGCGGACGACGGCGCCGGGGCUGCCGCUGCGUCGGCGUUCAUCGACGUGGUCCUCGACUGCGACAAGGAGAUGCAUGGGGGUGGACCAGCUCAUCGCGAGCCGAGAUGCUCGCCGACCCGGCGGCCGACUACGGCGGCGGCGGCUCCUCCUCGUCGGAGCUGA
Molecule: messenger RNA, 627 nt
Organism: Oryza brachyantha (malo sina)
Lineage: Eukaryota; Viridiplantae; Streptophyta; Magnoliopsida; Poales; Poaceae
Product: glycine-rich protein 1-like
Exons: 2
Coding region: 1-627 (208 amino acids)
Source: RefSeq, a predicted model, not a curated record